This is a messenger RNA of Wickerhamiella sorbophila, 1266 nucleotides long. Its product is annotated as Tryptophan--tRNA ligase, cytoplasmic. The coding region runs from base 1 to 1266 and encodes 421 amino acids. Gene Ontology annotation, cellular component: cytoplasm. The record is from RefSeq and is a predicted model, not a curated record. The transcript has a single exon. Gene Ontology annotation, biological process: tryptophanyl-tRNA aminoacylation. Gene Ontology annotation, molecular function: ATP binding; tryptophan-tRNA ligase activity. NCBI's taxonomy places the organism in Eukaryota, Fungi, Ascomycota, Dipodascomycetes, Dipodascales, Trichomonascaceae.
AUGACUGAUUCAGUAAGCGAGACAGUGAAGCAGGUUGAGGAUCUCAAGGUCGAAGACAAGCAACAAAAAAUCACUCCGUGGGAGGUCGCGGGAGCCACACAGGACGGCGUUGAUCAAGGUAUUGAUUAUGACAAGCUUGUGAAAGAGUUUGGCUCGAAGCGCAUCUCUGAGGAGACGUUGGCACGGUUUGAAAAAUUAACCGGACACCGCCCUCACUUGUUGCUGCGGCGCGGCAUGUUCUUCAGUGAGCGCGACUUGGAUUCGAUUUUGGAUCGCUACGAACAAAAGAAGCCGUUUUUCCUCUACACCGGCCGGGGACCCAGCUCCGACUCCAUGCACCUGGGUCAUAUGAUUCCCUUUACGUUUACUAAAUGGUUGCAGGACGUUUUCGACGUGCCCUUGGUUAUUGAGAUGACCGAUGACGAAAAGUUCCUGUUCAAGCCGACGCUUACUUUAGAACAGACAUACGGCUUCUACAAGGACAAUGCCAAGGACAUUAUUGCCGUUGGUUUUGAUCCCAAAAAGACCUUUAUGUUCAGUGAUCUGGACUUUAUGGGCGGUGCCUUCUAUCGUAAUGUCGUCAAGGUGUCCCGCCAAAUCACAACCUCCACGGCCAGAGCGGUGUUUGGGUUCAAGGACAGCGAUCCGAUCGGCCGUCUGCAUUUCGCAUCUAUCCAAAUUUCCUCCAGUUUUUCAAACUCGUUCGAGCAUUUAUUCGGCACCAACGCCAGCAUCCCUUGCUUGAUUCCUUGUGCCAUUGACCAGGACCCUUACUUCCGCGUCGCCCGUGACGUUGCAUUCAAGCUCCGCUACCCCAAGCCGGCCUUGAUCCACUCCAAGUUCUUCCCCGCACUGCAGGGCCCGUCGUCUAAGAUGAGUGCAUCUAGCGAAACGUCUGCCAUCUUCAUGACCGACACAGCCAACCAGGUCAAGAAGAAGAUCAACAAGUACGCCUUCUCUGGCGGCCAGGUCUCGGUGGAGGAGCAGCGUCGGCUGGGCGGCAACUGCGAUGUUGAUGUUGCCUUCCAGUACAUUUCGUUCUUCCUGGAGGACGAUGCGGAGCUCGAGGGUAUCCGUCAAAAAUACACCAGCGGCGAGCUGUUGACCGGAGAGCUCAAGGCAAUCGCAAUCAAGUUGCUGCAGGAGUUUAUUACCUCGUUCCAGGACCGCAGAGCCAAGGUUACGGACGAGGACGUCAUGCAUUUUGCCGACACUAAACGCCGGUACGAAUGGGGCAAUGGACAAUUCAGUAACGGGGUGAACUAA